Molecule: messenger RNA, 2143 nt
Organism: Ylistrum balloti
Lineage: Eukaryota; Metazoa; Mollusca; Bivalvia; Pectinida; Pectinidae
Product: enoyl-CoA delta isomerase 2-like
Exons: 10
Coding region: 1-1182 (393 amino acids)
Molecular function (GO): fatty-acyl-CoA binding
Source: RefSeq, a predicted model, not a curated record
AUGGCUGCCUCUAUUCUGAAACGCUGCAUAACAACCGGCAUCUGUCAAAGGCUUGCUGUGAAUGCAACCAGGAGUCUCCAUAGAACUGUUCCAGCUAUGGCAGCAAUUGAUGAUAAAUUCAGUCAAGCUAAAGACAGACUCAAUACACUGAAGGAAGACCCUGGCAAUGCUGUUAAAUUACAGAUGUAUGCUCUCUUUAAACAGGCAACAGUAGGAAACUGCAAUGCUCCUAAACCUGGAAUGAUGGACUUUGUUGGAAAAGCAAAAUGGGAUGCAUGGAAUGGUCUAGCAGAUAUGACACAGGAUGAAGCAAAACAGAAGUAUGUGGACAUUGUUGAUGACUUAGCAGGAAAGGAAACACCUGCACCUGAACCUUCUAGUGGUGAAAAAAAACAAGCACCAAAGUUCCAAACCAUUGAUGUGACCGUUGCCGAGGGUGUUUGCAAAAUAAUGCUGAAUAGGCCAGAGAAGAAAAAUGCUAUCAAUUUUGAGAUGUAUGAAGAGGUUGGCAAUGCCCUGAAAGAGGCUGGACAGGAUGAUCGUGUUGUUCUGGCUGUGCUCACAGGCACUGGAGACUAUUACUGCAGCGGAAAUGAUCUCGGAAAUUUUAUGAAUGUCCCUCAAGAUGGUAUAGCAGAUAUGGCAAAGAGAGGGGGACUUAUUUUAGAGAAGUUUGUGAGGUCAUUUAUAGAUUUCCCCAAGCCUCUGAUAGGCCUCAUCAAUGGUCCAGCUGUGGGUGUGUCAGUGACCGUUCUUGGACUCUUUGAUGCUGUGUUUGCUUCAGAUAAGGCAACUUUUCACACGCCAUUCACAGCACUGGGACAGUCACCAGAGGGCUGCUCUUCCUACACAUUCCCUAGGUUAAUGGGCACACCCAAGGCAAGUGAAUUGCUGAUAUUCAACAGGAAAAUAACGGCUGUAGAAGCUAUGGAGAGGAACCUUGUUACAGAGGUUAUCCCUGACCAUGCUUUCCAACAGGAAACCUCAGCAAAAGUGGCAAAGUUCGCUAAACUCCCUAAAAAUAGUCUGCAAAAGGCCCGAAACCUUACGCGAGACCAACAAAGAGAGACAUUACAUCGCGUAAACAAACAGGAGUGUGAUGUACUUGUGGAGAGGUGGCAGUCCGAGGAGUGUCUCAUGGCUAUCAUGAACUUUUUCUCUUCUAAAGGAUCCAAACUUUAAUUAAAAAUCUUCAUGUAUCCAAGGUUUUUUCAUUACCUUAAUUACUUAAACAGAGAAAGAGAUUGAAUUUUUGCUAUGUUUGUAAAUAAAGAAAACAAAUGAUCAACUUGGAUAUUUAGUGUGAUAUUGUUUUGGGAUACGUAAUGAAUCAUUUUAAAUUCUUUAUUUAUUUAGAAUGAUCUCAAUUAAAAACUUUUCAAGUGGUACGUUUAACUCCAUGUCUGUCCAAGCUGGUGGACAAGCUCCUCCAUGGUGAUGUAUUAAAAACUGUCUGUAAUGGGUGAAAUUGUGGUACCUGGUACAUGUACUGUCCGGCUGUGAUUUAGUUAAAACAAAGGGUGUAAUAAUGUUGAUAUUUUUUUUAGUUAUGAUUAUACCAGAUUUAUAUAGCAAACCAGCCUACUGAAUCUGAUAAGGGUCUUUGUAUAUUUGAAUUUAUUUCAUUCAUUUCACUGAAAUAUCUGGGUGGUUUAAUUUAGUUGGUUUCAGCAUUUGUGAAAUCAGAAAGUUGAUGAAGUGUGAUAUUCACAGAUGAUUUUCAAGAUGAACAUACAUUACUGGUUACAUAUGUGUGAUAUUGGAACAAAUUACCAUCUCAUUAAUAUUCAUAUUACGUCAUUGUAUUGUCUCUUUACAAGAUUCCAAAUAUCAGGAGUUUGAUAUUUGAAAAAAAACUGCUGAAGGAUGAUAUCAAAUGUGAUUGAUGUGGAAAGAAAUACAAUGUAUUGGAACAUUGGAAUCCCAAUCUUUGUUAACAAAAUCAAAUUGAAGUAUUGAGUAUUUGAAAGUUCACCGUGAUCUUGCAAACUUUAACAAUUGAGAAACCAGUGAAAAUGUAUAUAUUUUGCAUUUUACUACACAAACUGGUAUUGCAUCAAUAAUGUGAUUUUAUUGUCAAGAACAUUUUUGUGUAUACUCCAAGUAUAUACUUUCAAUGUAAGGUUGAUUUUCAGAUGAAUAA